Messenger RNA from Mesoplodon densirostris (Blainville's beaked whale), 3308 nucleotides. RefSeq names its product zinc finger protein 446 (gene ZNF446). Lineage: Eukaryota; Metazoa; Chordata; Mammalia; Artiodactyla; Ziphiidae. The coding region runs from base 359 to 1933 and encodes 524 amino acids. Gene Ontology annotation, biological process: regulation of DNA-templated transcription. The transcript has 6 exons. The record is from RefSeq and is a predicted model, not a curated record.
GAAGAGCGGCUGCCGGGGAGGGGAGGGAGUCCCCCAAACCCUGCGACUCUUCAGAUUCCUCUCGGAGGGAUGGGGCGCCUCUCAGUCGUGAGAGGCCUCCGAAAAUGAUCAUCUACUGGCGGAGGCCGCGCCUGUCCCUGUUUGCUGAGGCUCAUGGGAGAUGUAGUCCGAAGGGAGGGGGCGCUGCCUUCGGAGCAGACGUGUGAUUGGCCAGGGCGGUGUCGCCAGGGCAACGCGCGAGGGGCUGACCGCUGGGUCCGGGGAGAGGCGCGCGGGACCGCGUGGGCCCACUUACCCGAAGUGGCCUCGGGUGGCCGAGGUCCCCCUUGGUGGCUGCAAGAAGACUCCUGGCACAACAAUGCCAUCCCCACUGGGCCCCCCGAGUCUGCCCUCUGUGGACCCCGAGGCCACCCUGGAGGAUCCUGAGGCGGCACGCCAGCGCUUCCGGGGCUUCUGCUACCAGGAGGUGGCGGGUCCCCGCGAGGCGCUGGCCCGGCUCCGUGAACUCUGCCGCCAGUGGCUGCGGCCCGAGGCGCACUCCAAGGAGCAGAUGCUGGAGCUGCUGGUGCUGGAGCAGUUCCUGGGCGCGCUGCCCCCCGAGAUCCAGGCCUGGGUGCGGGGACAGCAGCCAGGCAGCCCUGAGGAGGCCACUGUCCUGGUCGAGGGCCUGCAGCAUGACCCUGGGCAGCUGCUGGGCUGGAUUACAGCACGCGUCCUGAAGCAAGCGGUGCUCCCAGCCACGCAGAAAACAGAGGAGUCUGUGGGGAGCUCCAACCCUUCAGGGACAGUGGAGCCCCUAAGGGCAGCCUCUGGGGAGGGGUCCAAGGAUGCCCAGUUGGAGGGGAACGCCCAGCUCAGCUGCAGCGUGAAGGAGGAGCCUGAUGGCUACGGGCAGGAGACAGCACCGUCCAGCCCCCCACAUGCAGCCCGGUCCCACGAGGGGCCCGCUGAACCACAGGAACCGACCUCCGUGCCCUUCCAGCCACCCAGGAUUCAGGAGGAGUGGGGGCUCCUGGACCCGUCACAGAAGGAGGUGUACUGGGACGCGAUGCUGCAGAAGUAUGGCACGGUGGUCUCCCUGGCAGGGUUGCCGUGCCCCCUGCCGGAGGCGCGCACUGAGCCGGAGCCGGAGACGCUGAGCACCGGAUCCGAGGGAGCGAGAAGCCUCCUCCCGGGUGAGUGGCCUCCCGCUCCCCGGUGGCGACGGGGGCGGGGGGCGGGGAGCCCAGGCCGCCCCGCGCCUGGGGGGCUGCGGGCGGAGUCACCAGGCGACCUGGCUCUGCCACCUCUGCCCCCCCACCAGGAGGAGAGAGCGAGAGCUCCCGGAAGGGCCAGCCCGGCUGCCCGGAGGCCCCGCCGCCCGCGCGGAGCAAGCCCUACACGUGCGCGCAGUGCGGCCGCACCUUCGACUGGAAGUCGGUGUUCGUCAUCCACCGCCGCGCGCACGCAGGCGGCCCGGGCGCCGAGAAGCAGCCGGUGGGGCCGCCCCGGCGCGCGCUCCCGGGCCCGCGCAGCUACGCCUGCGAGGAGUGCGGCCGCAGCUUCAGCUGGAAGUCGCAGCUGGUCAUCCACCGCAAGGGCCACGCCGGCCAGCGGCGCCACUUCUGCGGCGACUGCGGCCACAGCUUCGACUGGAAGUCCCAGCUGGUCAUCCAUCGCAAGAGCCACCGGCCCGAGGCCCCGUGAGCGCUGGAGGGGCAGCCUCGCCAGGGCCCCGUGCCCAGCCCGCCCCUGCUACUCCACUCCGCCGCAGCCUGGAGAACUGGAGGCCGCCCAGGGCAGAAGUCAGAGUCCCAGGAGGGUCCCCCAUCCCCGCUCAGUCUCCCCACCAAAGCCGCGGCUCCCUCCUCUCCUGUCUCGCCCACCCCACCUUUCAGAGACAGAGGUCUGGGCUCCAGUGCACCGACGCACCAGACCCGUGGCGGCCAGGUGACUUCCAAACCCCUUCCUGUGACAUGGUGCAGGCCGGUGCAGAAAGCCCAGGAGAGCACAGCCUGCUUCUGUUUGCAGGCAGGUGGAAGGCUAAAGUCUGUCCACUGUGCGUUUUAGAUUUUUAACAAAUUCCAGUUUUAUCCUGGAGAAGCUUCUGCGUAAGAAUCCUGAUCUCUGGUCUCUGCUGGUCAGAUCAGCAGCCCCUGCCCGGCAGCUGGAGCCUCAGAGCUGCCCGCCCACGAGCAGGGUCGGUGUCCGGCUUACCCGUUCCUCGGCCACACACGUCACUCCCUGGCCUUGUGGUCCUUCCAGCUGCCAAGUCCCAGCCUGAACGGACAUUAAGGGAACUUCUUUCCAAGUAUGGAUGGACAAGCAUGGCGUCUGAGAACAGAUGUCACUUAGGCCAUGCAUGCUGGCGGGUCAGUGAGUCCCACAGCAGGAGGACAGAGGAUCCGCUGCCUGCUGCCCAUGGCGGUCCGUCUGCGGGCGUUCAGGACUUCGGCCAGUAUCCUGUCGUACUUUCCUACUGUUGCUCUUACGAACUCGGUGGCUUGAAACAACACAACACGUACUCUCUUAGGACUCUGAAUUGGGUCUCACUGGGCCCAAUCAAGGUGUCAGCACGGCUGGUUCCUCCUGAAGGCUCUAAGGGGGGAAUCCACUUCAAGGCUUUUUCUAGCUCGUAGAGGCCGCCGCGUUCCUCGGGGGUGGCCCCUUCCUCCAUCUUCAAAGCCAGCAGUGGAUGGUUAAGUCUUACGCUGCCUCCCCCUUGUGAGGACCCUCAGGGUUACAUCUACGGCUCCCCUGGUAACCCGUGAUGAUCUCCCCAUCUCAGGGUCACAUCUCACCCAUGCCCUACCUACACGCCUGAUCUCAUCUGCAAAAUCCCUUCUGCAUGUGAGACAACAUUCACAGGUUCCAGGGAUUAGGACAUGGAUGUCUUUGGGAACUGUUACUCCACACCCUUCUCUGUCACCUUUCUGCUCUGAAAACAAGGGACAGUUUUGUGGGAAGUGGUUUCAGGGAAACAGGUGCAGCCACAGAAGGAGGCCUCUGCAGCCUCAGGCUCAUGCAGGGGUGGCAGGUGGGUGUUGAGUGUGGCUGUGACCAUGGUUACUAGCAGAGGUGGGGUGGACACCUGGGCUGCCUGGGGGGGACCUUGCUGCAGCCUGAAACUGGGAGGGAGGGGCCUCCAUCUGGAGGACCCGUCUCCUCCAUCCCCAGUCUUCUGAGGACCUUAGACCUGUCGACCACACUCAGGCCUGGGGAAGCAGAGCCAGGCUGGAGGUGGAACUGGGCACUGGUGAUCUCGUUACCGAGUCCAAGCUUGUACUGCUGGCCGCACCACAGGCCAAUAAAUUGAGAGCCGAGUUGUU